GGUCAGAGGCGCUUAUACCCUCGAAACGCAUACAUAGGAGUCUACGCCACUGCGCGCCGCUGUCCUCCCGGUGGAGAAGGUUCUGUGGAACAGCAGCGUGGAGUCGAGUCGCCGGGAUCGGAACAGAGAGAGAGAGAGAAAGACGGAACCACUGGAUAGAGGAGAAGAGGGAAAGCCGGGUUCCGUGCAUGGGCGGUGCCAGUUGUUCCUCGUUCCACGGGAGAGGGGGCGUAGGUGGGCCGUCCUUCGUGGAAUCGUGUCCGCCCCACCUUCUGUCGUGCAGUUUUCACGGUUCCACCGCGAUGCGGCGCUAGCUCUGGCUGGAACCAGUUGCAGCUGUACCGGUUCCCUCACUCCGCAUCGCGGCUUCGGCACGGCAGACGGGCCUGUAAAGUAUUUACCGUGGCGCAGCGUGCUCGCGCGUACCUUCGUUCCCUUGGCGUUCCGUUCCUUUGCGGCGUGUCGUCGUCGGGUCUCGUCGAGUGCCGUCACCGGGCACAUGCGCCAUGAAACGGGCCUGAUAUGUGCGUCCGGUCGUUCCUUCGCCGGAGGACGGACUGAGAGAUCGAUCCCCCGUUCCGUCGACGCUCGGAGGACACCUCGAGAGUGGUAGUAUUCGAGUGCAGGUGCGCGGACCGGCCCGGUGUUGCUUCGUACGUUCGGUCUAACCAAAAGUGCUUUUGUGAACUUGUUCGGGUUUGCGUUAUCUGACGAUGGAACCAGGGAUCCCGCGACUGGAUUCCGUAUCACGGACUGCGCUCGGCCAUCCCGGCUCGCGCGGAUGAACCUGUCAGUGAUUGUGCAGUGAAAAGGGGUGUACUUUUCGACCCGGAGAACCUGUGACUCUGCUCGGUGUCAUCGUUAUCGUUCUCCGACAUCGGAGCAAGCCAGAGUCGGGGUGAUUCUUUUUCAGACGAGAUGUGCCCGCGAGGGCGCGCCUUUCACCCUCACGGACAGCGAUCGGUACUGCCCGAGAUCGUCCUGUGAGAAGGAAUCGGUGAGAGUCGAAGAGGACCCGCGGGGUUCGGUUAGUGACGUUCUCGAGUGCGGAAUAGUCCUCGAAGGGAGGAAACUACGAGAGAACGGUAGAACAAAGGUGACAGCGGUGGCGAAGGAGGAAGAAGAGGCAGAAGAAGAGAACCUGCGCAGCGGACGCCAUCUCCGCGUUAUCGGCAAGCGGAUCCUCCGGGACUCCCCCCCAAGCAGCUUCGGCGUCGCGCACCCUCGGCGGGAUCUACCCCGCGACAGCAGCCACCCUGAUGGGAGUGUAUGAGGAGCGCGCCCCUCCUACCACCGGCAUGCACUGGCAGCCGGCCAGCUCGCAGGAGCGUGGCAGCGGCUUGGCUGUGGGGCGUCAAGGGGGGCCCGGCAGCGCGGGGGGGCCCGGAGCAGUGGACCAGGCGAGGGACCUAAGUCCCUGCCUCCCCGCGUCCAUGGGCGACGCUGCACGACCUACCACCUUACCGUGCAGUCCUCCUGCCGCCCACCAUCACGGGCCCCAUCAUACGCCCCUGCAUCAGACCCACUGCGGCACCAACAACAACUGCUACGACGGACCCACCACCCCCUACGACUCUAGGGACUACGAUUCUCCUGGAGGCGGACAAGAGUACAGGAACAACAACAGCAACUUCGAGAACCCGAGCGACCUGAGCAUGCCGCCCCAAACGGCCCACCACCACCACCACCACCAUCACCACCACCAUCAUUCCCAUCUGCAUCACCAGACUCACUCGCAAGAACAGCAGACCACGGAACACUUGCACGCUAUCCCGAAGCUGGAGCCACCGCCCACCCCGCCCGCGCAGUCCGAGGACGUCCCAGGGGUGGUUUGCGCCGGAUGUGGCCUCCGGAUAUCCGACAGGUUCUACCUGCAGGCCGUCGACAGGAGGUGGCACGCCGCAUGUCUUCAGUGCUCGCACUGCCGUCAGGGCCUCGACGGCGAAGUCACCUGUUUCAGCAGGGACGGAAACAUUUACUGCAAGAAGGACUACUAUCGGAUGUUCGGCAGUAUGAAACGGUGUGCCCGGUGUCAGGCAGCAAUCCUAGCCUCCGAAUUAGUAAUGCGAGCCAGGGACCUCGUGUUCCACGUUCGUUGUUUCUCCUGUGCGGCUUGCGCCGUGCCCCUGACCAAGGGCGAUCAUUUCGGGAUGAGGGAUGGCGCCGUGCUCUGUCGACUUCACUACGAGAUGGGCGCGGAAAUGCAUCCUUCCCAGAGUCCUCCUGUUCCAGUCUACCCACCAGGUCCUCAUUAUCCUGGCCAACCGUUCCCUUCGCCAGAAUUCCUUCAUCAUCACCAUCAUCAUCCCUCCCAUCCCCCGCAUCCCCAUCACUCGAUGCAUCCGCAGCAUCCUCACAGCCACGUGAGCCCUGUGCCCCUUCAACCCUCGACGCCAUCCGUGCCCGACGCGGGAUCGCCACCGAAAGUACCAUACUUUAACGGCGCCGCUGUCGUGCCGCCGCCUAGACAGAAGGGCAGGCCGAGGAAGAGGAAGCCCAAGGACCUCGAAGCUAUGACUGCUAACAUAGAUUUAAACGCGGACUACAUAGAUAUGCCCUUCGGUAGAGGGGGCCCGGCGACUCCUGGCAUGCCUGGUUCCAACAGCAGAACAAAACGAAUGAGAACGAGUUUCAAGCAUCACCAGUUAAGGACGAUGAAGAGUUACUUCGCGAUCAAUCACAAUCCCGACGCGAAGGAUCUCAAGCAACUUUCCCAGAAAACUGGCUUGCCAAAAAGGGUGCUGCAGGUCUGGUUCCAGAACGCCCGCGCAAAAUGGCGGCGCAUGGUGCUGAAGCAGGAGGGCAAGUCGGACAAGUGCGACGGCGGCGUGGACGGCGGUUCCCUUGGCGACCUUGAGCUUUACGGGAACAGCACCGGAAGCGGCGGUCCGCCGAUGAGUCCUCCGUUCAUGCUAGGUGGACCGCACAGCCCUGCGUCCUUGGCGUCCCUGGACUGCGCGUGAUCCCCGAAAUCCCGUUUUCAGGCCAAACCGAUCGAACGAGACUCGCAAAUGGACGCGUCGAUGUUCUACGAGUCCAGGAUCCGCGAGCUGGACGCCAGGGACAGAGACGUGGGACUCUUUUCGACGAAUCCGCGGUUUUCGUUGCUGGACGGGAGCGCCGCGACGCUGUGAAUAAUUUAUUUUGUCGCGCACGAACGAACCAAGAUGGCGUUCCCAUCGCGCUCGGGGGAGUUGGUUGAUCCGCGAAAGAGGAACGAUCGCAGGGACUGGAGAUAUCCAGCGAGAAGGAUAGUUUGGGAAGACAGAGUGACUCGAAGCUGUUGUUUUAACCGAGGCUACCGAUGCUUCGGUUUGUCGCAUUGGAACUGGGUACGAUGGUCCAUGUUCCUGGGAAGUGAAAGAAUCGACUUACGUAAAUAAAAAGGUUGUAGAAGUACCCUAGUCUUACGUGUCCGUCACAUACUGUCGCAUUUGAACAGCCUAAUAGAGGAGUAAAUGGCAGAGAUUUCCUCGACAGGACUACUGGCAGGGAGACUCCCAAAUCGAAUCUUUCAUUUGCGGGACCUUGAGUCUUGACUUUUACCCGUGACUAACUUUUCAUUUCAACUUGUUACUUUAUCAACGAGUCACUGUCUUACGAAUAAACAGUAUAGAACAAACAAAAACAUAGUCGGAUCAAACUCAAUUGGCAAGAUCCUAUCUCUAUAGGAUGGUACUUUAGCUAGGAAUCCUGUGACCACUAGAGAACCAGCUAAGGAGUCUAUGGCUGAAAACUCGAAAGAUGAUUCGCGGGUUACGAGGAAAGUGGAUGUAGCCGAGUAACUUUUGCUCAGACGCUGGCGUUCGAAGGCUGACUAGCGCGUCUGAUCAUAUACGAUCCGCGACUACUUUGAAAUCAGCUUUAUAUGUAGCUUCGCAACAUUUAGUUCGGAUUUGGUUACGGACGGUCGCUUCUCUUUGAAAGGGAACGGUAGUUAGGUGUCCUACAUUCGCUAGUGGUUCACAGGUCCAGGAAUCUAUAGCUGCAAGCUGGAUCUUAUAGCUGAGAGCUGAAAAGGUGUUUCCUGAGUGAUAGGAAUUGUAAUCCCUUGUAUAAGGGAAAUAUGGAUCGUGUCGUGUAAUUUCUGCUCAACCACAGGCCUUCGAUUCGCAACACCUUCCAGAUAUCAAUUUCUCAACUCUGCUUAGUCUAAUACAGAUUCAACUAGGGAAGGUUACCAACCUCUAGGAAAGAAAUCCUAUUAAAAGUUCUACAUCCACUAGAAUUCCAGCCGAGAAUCCUAUAACUGAGUGCUGGAAGAACGAUUCCUCAGCGAAGAAGUAUUUAGUAUCAUAUGUAAAGGGAGCGUGAUUAACGUCGAGUAAUUUUUGCAUAAUUGUGGAACCUGUAUCGAGGAGUACCGUCAUAAUGGACAUUAUUAAUCCUUAAACUCCUAUUGGCGCCUAUAAGCGCUCGUCAAAAUCGCUCAACAGAUUGGUACACGCAAUGUCGUCACCUAUUAUAAAUGGAGUUUCCGGUGCUCGAUGAGUUAAACUCCACAAAUUACAGGAAAUGGGAUAUCAAGAACGAUCGAAGACCUUGAUAUCAUUCACAAUUGUGUUGGAUAACAAUGCUACUGCAAAAGUCAGAAAGCGUGCGUUCGUAGGUUUGCACCACGAGAGUGGGGGGCAGUGAAGCGACGCGGUGGGGGUAAGCAGACGCCGUGGUGGGGGUCUGUCCUUCACCGCUCUCGAGCGGCCAGUUGAUGUUGAUUCGACGUCAUGAGCGACUUGCCUCAGGAUUAACGAUUGCGAUCGACCUUCGUCUCCCCCGAUCGGAUAAGCUGAAGAACGGAGGACACGUCGACUAAGCGGCGAUUGUACCGUAACGGAGGAUCGAUUAGUUGAAUGAAUAGAAAGCGUUGUAUUUAUUUCAGCCGUCACGGUGUGAUCAGCGUUGUUAUGUUCGAACGUGUACUUGCGCCUUUUCCGUCGAAUCGCCGACUUCGUAGCAGGCUUCGCCGUGUGAUUACGCGUACGCGAGAAACAUACGGUCGCGCAUACGUACACGCGAUACACACUUCGGCGAGUGCGUUUCGACGUCGCAUCGCUCGAAAACGUUUGUAAUUAGUUGUCGAUGUCUAUUUAUUGGUUAUAAGCGUUCUGAGGUAAGCCUAGUUAAGGGUUACGAACUUUACCAGUGCUGUGUGAAAAUCCAACGUUUCCGAAGGGAGGGUAGGGAGUAGAGGGGGACAUGUAAUACUUUCGGUCGCAUUACGUAAUAAUAUAAAUAAAUGAAAAAAUAUAUAUAUAUAUAUAAAUACAUAUAUAUGUAUGAACGUAAUAAUAUAUAUUAUUAUUAUUAUUAUUAUCAUCAUCGUUAGAUGACUUAAACGACAAAAGCCCGAUCGAGUGGUUCGAUUCGAUUAAUUCGGUCCCGUGCAUCUCGACAAAUUAUUACUCGUUCCGAGCCGUUGAAGUGCGGGCGUUCGUCGACGGAGAGUCAUUGAAAUUGUUAAUUCAAAAUAUCGUGCUCUGGCGGUGGUUCGUGUCGCGCGAAACGUUGGGUUUUAACGUCGAGUAAGUAUAAAUAUAUAAAUAUAAAUAUAUAUAUAUAUAAAUAUAUUAUUUAUAAAUAAAUUCGGGCGCGUCGAGCCCGAGAACGAUGUGUAAUUAUAAUUAUUGCUCAAAAAAAAAAAAAAAAAACAGAAAUGAAAAUAAAAGACGAAGAUGUGGCGAACCCAGAGGGAGCGGAAGGUAUAAGUAACGGCGGAUCGAGUCGCGCCCGAUCGCGAAUCCUUGGCGUAUUUCACGUAAUUGUUGUAAAUAAAGGACGUUCCUCGAGUCUCUUAAGGCACCGCUAUAGGUUGUAGGGAUUAUAAUUGCAUUCGGUAGCGGUUCUGUUAGGCAAGGUAAUAAUGAUGACGACGAAUUAUUAUUAUUAUCACUCCUAUUAUUAAUAUCCUUGUAACGAAUGGAACGAUUGUCUAAUUUUACAAGAUGAUUUUUUCAUUGAAUAUAUUUUGACAAUAUACACGC
Messenger RNA from Hylaeus anthracinus, 5981 nucleotides. RefSeq names its product protein apterous-like. Bases 1260 to 2963 code for a protein of 567 amino acids. Gene Ontology annotation, cellular component: nucleus. Gene Ontology annotation, molecular function: RNA polymerase II transcription regulatory region sequence-specific DNA binding; DNA-binding transcription factor activity, RNA polymerase II-specific. The transcript has 6 exons. Gene Ontology annotation, biological process: neuron differentiation; regulation of transcription by RNA polymerase II. The record is from RefSeq and is a predicted model, not a curated record. Lineage: Eukaryota; Metazoa; Arthropoda; Insecta; Hymenoptera; Colletidae.